AUGAAGUCUUUCGUUGCACUCUCCCUCCUAUCGGCGGGAGUCAACGCCUUUCCCUGGGUCGCCCACGCUCCCGGCGUAGACUCCUCUGCGCUGCACAGCGUCGAAAAGCGCCAGCAAGCUCCUCAACCUGGUGGUCCAGGAAGCGCUGAGACAUGCCCUUUUAACGCUCAACACGUCGAUGCCGUGCCUGUUAAGCAGGGACAGUACAACAACGCUCGAGGUGGCCGCAAGGGUAAUGAGAAGGGUGGCUACCAAGUUCCACGACCAGAUGAUCUUGAUCACCAAUUUAUUGCUCCGAGACCAGGAAUCGAUAUUCGUGGUCCUUGCCCUGGACUGAAUGUUGCUGCAAACCAUGGUUUCCUUGCACGAGAUGGUGUUACGACUUUCAAUGAAUUGGUCGAUGCGCAACAAAAUGUCUACAAUGUUGGCUACGACCUUUCUCUCUUGCUAGCUUUCUUGGGCCUUCAGGCAGAUGGUGAUUUGGUCACUACUAAGCUCUCUAUUGGCUGCGAUGCAACCACACGCACGUCCAUCAACCCAGCCUUAACCGGCAGCCAGCCAGGCCUAGCAGGCCACAACAAAUUCGAAGCCGACACCUCUCUCACGCGCAACGACUUCUUCACGGGAGGAGGCGACAACUUCUCAUUCAACCGCACGUUAUUCGACAUGAUGUCUCGCUCCACAGGCGGUCUCCACAACGUCGAAAACCUCGCCAAAUACCGCGGAGAGCGCUGGGACCAGUCCGUUCUAGAGAACAACAACUUCUUCUUCGGCCCCCUAUCUCUCCUCCUCUUCGGCGCAGCCUCCUUCUUAUACGAACUGAUGCCUUCGGGACCAAAUUACAUCCCCGACCAAGAAACUAUGAACUCGUUCUUUAUCCGCGAACGUCUCCCUGAGAAUUGGAUUAAUCGUGUGGAGCCUUAUACUAACAGACUUGUGACGCGCGAGAUUUUGAAAAUGUAUUUGCUCAACCCACGUCCUUUUGGUGCGAAUACUGCCGAUGGAGGUUUUACGGGUCUCAAUUGGAGACAGAUCCAGAACGGGAAAUUGGAACUUAGUGUUGAGGCUCCCGAGACUCUUUGUUUGCUUUACCAGCUUGCCACGCAGGUGCAGCCUUCGACUCUUAAUGGUGUUAUUACGCCGACUGUCGAGGCUUUGUCGUUCUUCCUUACCCGUGUCGGCCCUGAGUUUGAUAACCUUGGUUGUGCGCGUCCAUUGACCAAGUAA
This is a messenger RNA of Sphaerulina musiva SO2202, 1227 nucleotides long. RefSeq names its product Cloroperoxidase. Gene Ontology annotation, molecular function: peroxidase activity. NCBI's taxonomy places the organism in Eukaryota, Fungi, Ascomycota, Dothideomycetes, Mycosphaerellales, Mycosphaerellaceae. The record is from RefSeq and is a predicted model, not a curated record. Bases 1 to 1227 code for a protein of 408 amino acids. The transcript has 3 exons.